Molecule: messenger RNA, 2289 nt
Organism: Mytilinidion resinicola
Lineage: Eukaryota; Fungi; Ascomycota; Dothideomycetes; Mytilinidiales; Mytilinidiaceae
Product: Dynamin family protein
Exons: 4
Coding region: 1-2289 (762 amino acids)
Cellular component (GO): cytoplasm; microtubule; membrane
Molecular function (GO): GTP binding; GTPase activity; microtubule binding
Source: RefSeq, a predicted model, not a curated record
AUGGCUGGUACAAGUUCGUCCCACAUCGUGGAUCCGGGAGCGGUCUCCACGAAGUCGCUAGACACGCUUCAGAGCGACGCACAGCGGAAGCUCCUGGAUGUCGUCGACAAGUUCAGGCGCGAUGGCCUAGGGGAAAUCUUAAAGUUGCCCCAAAUCGUCGUUUGCGGAAAUCAGAGCUCAGGAAAAAGUUCGGUGCUAGAAGCGAUCACGGAGAUUCCGUUUCCGCGCAAAGAGAAUCUGUGCACGCGGUUUGCUACCGAGAUAGUGCUCCGUCGCGAUGCCACGUCUUCGAUAUCGACAACGAUCAACCCCGACAAAAAUCGACCAGAUGUCGAGAAAGAGAUCCUAAAGAAGUUUGGCAAAGUAAUUCAUGACUUUUCUGAACUGCCUGAUCUUAUGGAUGAGGCGACAAAGAUGAUGGGCCUUGGAGAGAUUGGUGGUCCAGACUCUCGCGCGUUUUCUAGGGACGUUUUGAGAGUCGAGAUUUGCGGACCUGAUAGGCCACAACUCACCUUGAUUGAUUUGCCUGGACUCAUACAAUCGACGAACAAGUCUCAAACCAAGGAAGACGUUGUACUUAUUCGAAAUAUGGUCCGAGAAUACAUUUCUAAUGAGCUCACUAUCAUUCUUGCCGUUGUUUCGGCAAAGGAUGAUUUCGCAAACCAGGGCAUCUUGGAACGAUGUCGCGAGGUUGAUAGCAACGGCAGUCGAACCCUUGGCAUCAUCACGAAACCUGACUUCAUCCGUGUAGGCUCGGAUAACGAGAAGAAUUGGUUUGAGCUUGCUCAGAAUCGGGAUAUCUAUUUCGAACUCGGCUGGCACAUACUGAGGAACCGUGAUGAUGGAGAGUUGGACACCUCGUUCGAGCAGCGCAAUGCUUCUGAAGAAGCAUUCUUUGCUGAAGGCAAAUACCAAGAGCUGCCUCGGAGCAUGGUUGGAAUCAGUUCGUUGAAGACGCGAUUGAGCCAACUUCUCCACAAUCACCUGAAGAAAGAGCUCCCAGGCUUGAAGAAAGAGCUGGACGACAAAUUAAAGGAUGUGACAGAGGAUUUGGAUCGUUUGGGGAAAAAACGGGAUACUCUCCCAGAGCAGCGACUAUUCUUGACGAAUAUCAGUACUGCGGCUUACGAUCUGCUCAGAUCGGCUGUCACGGGAAACUAUGCCGACCAGUUCUUCAGUGCUAAUAUGAAUGCCGCCAUCGACGCCCCCGAGAACAUACGUCGCCUCCGAGCUGUCAUACAGCAUCUCAACAUUCAAUUCGCGGCUAAGAUGCGUAAGGUUGGCAGCAAAUAUCGCAUUGGAUCUCCUCGAAAUGGGGGUUCACAUAGCAUGGAUGUUGAGAUCGACAGCGAAGACGAAGAGGGUGGAAAUAAGACAAAUACAGUAUCUGAGGAUGAGGCAGACGAUACAGACACAGACUCGAUACACGACGAUACUUCUGGCAGCAUUAGCGCCCCACUCCAGAAGAACCUAAGUCGACAAGCUGCGGUUUCCUGGGUUCUUCAAGUCUUGCAACGUUCUCGAGGCUCCGAGUUACCCGGUAACUUCAACCCAAUGCUCAUCAGUCAGCUCUUCUGGGAGCAAUCUGAACGUUGGGAGAUGCUGGCUAUGAAGCACAUCGAGCGUGUCGCUAGUGUUUGCGACGAGUUUGUUCGUAAUGUGUUGCAGCACGCCGCCACCCCCGAGAUUGUGGCGCGACUUCUCGAACUGCGAGUUGAGGCAGCGCUAGCGUCUUCCUUGAAAGCAAGUAAAGAGGAGCUUCAGAAGAUAAUCAUUGACAAGGCUAGCCACCCAAUGACGUACAAUCACUACUACACUACGACUAUCCAGAAAAUGCGCCAAGAAAAGUAUAGCAGGAAAUUGAUGCAAAUGACAAAUGAUGCCAAGGUGUCUGUGGACAGGAAGACCUGGGAAGCUGGGCCGGGCUAUUCGAGAGUGACGUACAUUGAUCCGAACAUACUGCGAAACAAUAUCGACAGAUCUAUCGAGCUGGAUAUGGAUAAAUUCUCAGCAGAGGAAGCGCUUGAUAGCCAGAUUGCUUACUACAAGGACGAACUCAAAUACUUCAUUGCCGCCAUCACCAAGCAGGUCAUCGAGCGCCACCUGGUUUCCACUCUUCCACUUAAUAUUCUCUCUCCGUCCGUUGUAGUCGAGCUUUCAGAUGAGGACAUCAGCUAUAUUGCUGCGGAGCCUGCAGAAAUCACCCACCGACGGGCCUACCUAGAAACCCGAAAAGCGACGUUGGAGAAGGGCAUCACGACGUUCCGACGUGCGAUUGGAGGGCGAUAG